Messenger RNA from [Torrubiella] hemipterigena, 771 nucleotides. The record is from the annotation of a GenBank genome assembly. Lineage: Eukaryota; Fungi; Ascomycota; Sordariomycetes; Hypocreales; Clavicipitaceae.
AUGUCGCUUCUUGGCAAGACGUUCGUCAUUACAGGAGGAGCCUCUGGUAUUGGCAAAGCAACUGUCCAGAAGCUUCUGGAGCUUUCUGCUACUGUACACUCCAUCGACAAGUCCAAAAACAUACCUCAAAUUAAUGAGCAUGCCGGAUGCCUCUAUUCAUACGGAGGCGUUGAUAUCAGCGCAAGGCAUGCUGUCAAGGAUACCUUCACCAGCAUUAUGGGGCGAAGCACAAUCCUCAACGGACUAGUCAACUGUGCUGGCAUUCUGAGAACUACUCAGCUUUCUGAGGAAGCCGAUGCUGAUUUUGAAACGCUAUGGAGAGUCAAUGUGCAAGGAACGUGGAACGUGGGCACGGAAUUUUAUCGCCACGCAUACCGGGCAUCUGCAAAUGCGCAUUCUGACGAACCUGUGGCGGAGACAGCUGCGGUGGUCAACAUUGCAUCCAUGGCUGGAGUCAAGAGCUAUCCCGGCUUGUCUGCAUACGUGACAAGCAAGCAUGCUGUUGUAGGACUGACUAAGUCUAUGGCGCUGGAAUGGGGACACAAGGGUAUUCGGGUCAACUGUAUUGCUCCUGGCAAGGUGCUGACUCCGAUGGUUCUGCAGCCUCCGCCUAGUAUGCCAGAAAUACAGGCAUCGAAACCUGAUGUGGGUGUCAUAAAGGACGCUCUUAGCGCUGAUGAGAUUGCAGACACAGUUCUGUAUCUGCUAAGUAGUGCUUCUUCUGGUGUCGUCGGUCAAACGAUUGAAGUAAAUGGUGGACACCAACUAUAA